AUGCUUCGUUUGAAAGCCGCGAUAUUUCUCUUCCAACUCAUUUUUGUUCUCCCUCGAUCGGCCGGGGCGCAAGAUCUAAUAUCACUUGAUCAGAUAGGACUAGAUCAGCUAUCACCAUGGGAAAAUUCCAUCACAGGCUUUGGACCAGAUGUCGCUCUCGGUGAUUUCUGGAACGCCACCUUCCCAGUGGCCGAGAGUACCAUAUACGAUGAUUAUGACACCACUGGUAGCAACAAAAGCAGCUCCGUGGAUACUUUCAGAAUGCUAAGAGGCGCGAAGGAUUUCUGGCUGAGGGUUAUGCCAUUGGGCGCAUCUAUCACAGAGGGAGUUGGGUCAACAGACCGAAACGGCUACAGAAAGUGGAUUCGCCAGCAACUACGCUGGAAGGGUUGGAAAGUCAACAUGGUUGGAUCAAGCCAUAUCGGUACAAUGAAAGACAGGGACAACGAAGGUCACCCGGGCUGGAUUAUUGACCAGGUUCCCAAUAAAACUAUUAACGGAGUGCGACAGGCCUGGGACUCUGCCAAGUCGUUGAAACCGAACCUAGUCCUCCUCAAUGUCGGAACCAACGACUGCGGCAAUGGUCUUGAAGACGGCGCCGAGACCCGGAUGGGGGAUUUCAUAGAGAGCAUCUUCAAAGAUGUUCCCGGAAUCGUUCUGAUUCUAUCGACUCUGGUGCCGAGUCCUAAUGUUAAGGACUGUGCCGCUAGGCUGAGUGAAAAGUAUCGCCAGCUUGUGCCCAACUACCCUCGUGGUAAGAUUGCCCUCGCCGACUUUAACGCGGCGAUGAACCCAAACACCAUGAUUUCUUCCGACAAUGUUCACCCAAAUGAUCUUGGCUAUAAGUUCAUGGCCUCAGUCUGGUGGGACGCUAUUUCAAAAGUCGAAGGUAACAUAGUGAAGCCGUUGGAUAAUGGAAAAGAUGAUUCUCCGGGUGAUGUUUCUUGCGCUAAGAAUCCUGGUGGUUCUCGAGGUCCCAUCGUGACGCAGUCAGGCUCUGGCAAAGAUGAUGGCAUCUACGUUCACAAGUCGCAAGGCCGUGGUGUUUUGAAAGACGGCAGAAUCCAGAAACCAUCUUCUCGGAAUGAGAGCAGCGCAAUUCCGUCCCACAUCUGGUUUGCUCAACUGACUGAAGCUAACAAUGUGGACCGUGGUGCGGCUUUGGAUGACUGGAUUCGCAUUAAUCCCCGCAGUGCCUCGGAUGGUAAAAAUGAGUAUUGGUUCCGUGAGAAUCUGGGUGGAGGCAGCUUCGCCACGUCUGUUCAGUUUGAUGUGAAGCAGAACUGCGAUGGGGGCCCGAAUUACGCCUGGGCGGACUUUAGCCUUGCUGACGUGCGAUUUUGGCAACUUAUGAAGAACAAUGACGGACUUGGUGAGAUAAUUACUAUCACCUCUUGUGGUCAAAGACCUCGUGCUGACCAUAGUUUCUCGGGGGUAGCCGAUUUCUGGUGUAUCGGUCAAGACGCAAAGAUCUCGGUCUCAAUCAAUAAAGGAACACGGCCUCCAACUGUGAGCAUGUCGCGGAAAGAUCGCCGUUGUCCCUUUGAGUAUCUCGGCAAUGUUCUUCCCGCGCAGGGAAACUUCAAAGCAUCAGAUGUCAGAAUCGCUGAUAUAGACGGCGACGGGAGGGCCGAUGUCUGCUUCGUUAAUGAUAAUGGGGACAUUGCCUGUUCUCGAAAUGGAGGCCAAGGCACAAACUACAAUUGGCAAGGCUUCCACACGGUAAACGGCCUCGGCGAAAUAAUCUUUACUGGAAAGGGCAAUGGGAGCAAAGAUGGGAUUGUUCUUGCCGAUCUCAAUGGAGAUUUCCGAGACGACUGGAUGCUAGUUGGCGACACUGGGCAAGUUGACACAUGGAUCAACCAGCGGGGUACAGGCACCGGCAUAGCUCCGCAGUGGUCUGCAUCAGGUACUACGCAUGUUGGAGUAAAUGUAGCAGGUGCCCGUGACAGGAUCAAGUUCGGUCGUAUCUACGGCUCUGGGCGGCGUGACUACAUCUAUCUCAAAGAAGAGAAUGACUACUACGACAUGAUGGUAUUCGAGAAUCUUGGUGCAGGAGGGACAAAGCUCAAAGGUUCGUCUUCGACGGGCAAAGGGCUCGAUGUUCAUGGACUGACGUAUAUUAUAUCACUAGGGGACGGAUCAUUCUACUGCGACAUGACGGGCAGUGGGAGUGCCGACUAUGUGUGGAUCUAUAUGGACGGACACGCUGAUUCGUCUGCACUUUCCUUGAACAUCCAUGACCCGCCGAAUUGGGGCCACAAAAUUUCUAUUCAGCUCAACGUUCCCGGACCUCGUGUCGGUAUACACUUGGCCGACUGGGAUGGAGAUGGUCGUUGUGAUGUGCUCGUCCAGACUAAAUCGACCGGCGCCCUUACAAUGUGGAAGAACAACUACGACAAAGAUAAGCAAACGAUCACAUUCACCAAUCAGGGUGUCGUUUCAGGGAGUGCCACAUGCAGCCAAGGAUGGGGUGUUAGCAUCUUCGAUCGCGGCAUGCGAAUUGCCGACAUUGAUGGUGAUAAUCGGGCGGAUAUUCUCUGUGUGGAACCAGCAGGCCGGAUAACAGCUUGGCUCAAUAAAGAUACUGGACUGCAGAACGUCGGUCAGAUCAAGGCAUCCGAGGGUUGGGACCGGGCCAAUAUACGCUUCGCUGAUGUUGAGGCCUCUGGCCGAGCGGACCUUCUUCAUGUUGACAAGUACACAGGUGCCACGGUCAUGUUCAAGAACGAUGGAUAUCGACCUAACGACGUGGCCACCAACAAAGGCAGCACGUUCCACUGGACCCAUCGCGGUGUGGUGUAUUCGCCAAUUGACCGCGGGGAGAACAUAACUGACGAUAUGUGUGGCUCACAGCAUUUUGUCAACUUGGGCGGCCUUGGACGGGCGGACCUCCACCAUGUCUGGCCAAACGAUAACAAGGCGGAGACAUUUUUCAACGAAUGUAGCCAGGGCGGUGGCCUCGGAGGUGAUGACGAGCCUGUCUCACCAGGCUACGUCAAAGGAUUAUGGCCACCUCGGUACCUGUGCAAGGGCGGCCUUCGUGUCAAACGUAUCGCUUCCCACUAUGACUCUGACAACAACUGUGACUUGCUGUACUGA
This is a messenger RNA of Penicillium paradoxum, 3102 nucleotides long. RefSeq names its product carbohydrate esterase family 3 protein. NCBI's taxonomy places the organism in Eukaryota, Fungi, Ascomycota, Eurotiomycetes, Eurotiales, Aspergillaceae. Gene Ontology annotation, molecular function: phosphatidylcholine lysophospholipase A1 activity. The coding region runs from base 1 to 3102 and encodes 1033 amino acids. The transcript has 15 exons. The record is from RefSeq and is a predicted model, not a curated record.